GGAAGAAGCGGCUCUGAGGCGGAUCCAGAUCGUUCAGAUCCGGUAUUUGGCUCUCGGAGCUCCGCGGCGCUGGACGGAGGACCGGAGCGACUCUAGCGGGCUAACGACCACUCUCCGCCGGGUUCGGGCUCCUGCUGUCGGAUCUAGAGAUGGGGGACAAGGCGGGCACCAGAGUUUUCAAGAAGUCGAGCCCCAACUGUAAGGUGACAGUGUAUCUGGGGAAGAGGGACUUCGUGGACCACCUGGACCACGUGGACCCCGUCGAUGGCGUGAUCCUCGUCGACCCCGAGUACCUGAAGGACCGCAAAGUCUUCGUCACCCUGACGUGUGCGUUUCGUUACGGACGAGAAGACCUCGACGUCCUCGGACUGUCCUUCAGGAAGGACCUGUACAUCUCUACCUUCCAGGCGUUCCCUCCUGUUCCUGAGGAGAAGAAACCCAACAGUCGUCUGCAGGAGAGACUUCUGAAGAAACUGGGACAACACGCACACCCCUUCUACUUCACUAUUCCUCAGAAUCUCCCGUGUUCAGUCACUUUACAGCCCGGACCAGAGGACACCGGGAAGGCGUGUGGCGUGGACUUUGAGAUCAGAGCGUUCUGCGCCAAGUCGAUAGAAGAAAAGAUCCACAAGAGGAACUCGGUGCGUCUGGUGAUCAGGAAGGUCCAGUAUGCUCCAGAGAAACCAGGACCUCAGCCCAUGGUGGAGACCACCCGCAGCUUCCUCAUGUCAGACAGAUCCCUCCACCUGGAGGCCUCCCUGGACAAGGAGCUGUAUUACCACGGCGAGCCGAUCAGCGUCAACGUCCACGUCACCAACAACUCCACCAAGACGGUGAAGCGGGUCAAGAUCUCAGUGCGUCAGUAUGCAGACAUCUGUCUCUUCAGCACUGCUCAGUAUAAAUGUCCCGUGGCUCAGCUGGAGGCAGACGACCAGGUGUCGUCCAGCUCCACCUUCUGUAAGGUUUACACUCUGACCCCGACGCUGGACAAGAACAGAGAGAAGAGAGGGCUCGCUCUGGACGGGAAGCUCAAACAUGAAGACACCAACCUGGCCUCCUCCACCAUUGUGAAGGACGUGACCAAUAAGGAGGUUUUGGGGAUCCUGGUGUCCUACAGAGUCAAAGUGAAGCUGGUGGUCUCACGCGGAGGGCUGCUGAGAGGCAUGUUGGACAGAGACGUGUCGGUGGAGCUGCCCUUCAUCCUAAUGCAUCCUAAACCUGUUGAGCCGCCGCUGUCCCGCCCACAGUCAGCUGUGCCAGAGAUGGAUCCUCCCAUCGACACCAAUUUGAUAGAAUUCGACACAAACAGCAUCAGUCAGGACGACGACUUCGUCUUCGAGGACUUCGCCCGUCUGCGGCUCAAAGGCGUGGUGGACGACAAAGACGAGGACUGCUAGGAGCUCGCCACUUCAUACGCUCGCUUCGGAACCAACACACACACACACACACACACACACACACACACACACACACACACACACACACACACACUCUUCCACACACUGUUCACAUUCCCCAGUGGACGGGUGGAUGAGGGCGUGUUCGGACGGAGGCCUCGUGUUCUUCCUCUCUUGCUUCAGCCAUUUCGUCACGCCACCGCCACCGCCGCCAUUUCCCUCUGCCGCCGCCGCCGCCGCCUCCUCCAUCUGUCUCUCCGUUUCUCUUUCUGCUGAAGAACUCUCAACGUAACGCCGCUGCAGGACGGAUCAGCUGAGACGUGGAAACAACCACAAAUAAGUGAAAGAGUGAAUGAAAAGGAAGCUGCAGCGCUCGUCCGCUUUUACUUUGAAAAUCUCUUCUGGAUGUCGGCCGUCUCCGCGGCAACGACGACGAUCACGUCUUGUACAAACAGAAUAUAUAUUUGAAACAUAGAAAAAAAUUAAUCUUGUACGAGCAGUUUGACAUCCGUGUUCAGCGUUCGCCGCUUUUUCUUCAAGUUAAAAAAAAAAAAAAUUACUGUCGACGCUUUUUACAUCACGGCCGCGAGGGGAGGACACACACACACACACACACACUCUCACACACACACACACACACACACACACACACACACACACACACACACAGACUUCACCAGCACUCACUCUGUCGUCCGUUUUAUAAAACGUUUGCUGCGUCACUUUUUAUCACGUUUUAUUUUGAAAGAACCAUUCCAGCGUUUAGAGUUUCCUGUUUAUUUAAACUUUUUUUUAUUUUAUUUUUUUUCAGUUUCAAAGGCAACGAAACCAAAAAAAUCUCCACAUUGUCUUUAAAAACACAAAUAUUGUUUGAUUUUUUGAUUUUUCUAAAAUAAUUUUUUGAUCAAGUAAAUCUGAAGUCUGGACUUUAUAUUAAAUCUGAAUUCAUAAAAUCCUUAAAAUAACAAAAGUUUUAUUGCAUUUAUUAAAAAUAAAAUAUUCCGAAUUUUAAAUUCACAGUGGGGAAAUAAUUUAGGGAUGAAAAAAAGGAAGUCUGAUUUAACAAUAUUUUGAGAAAUAAUGACAAGUUAUGAUAAAAGUAUUAUUUCAACAACAACAAAAAGUUUUUUUUAAAUAAAAAACUAAAAUGAAGUUAUAAUUCUACAAAAUUCUUGAAAUAUUUCUGGAAUAAAGUCGGCAUAUUUUGGUUAAAAAAAAUUUGACUUUUCUAGAAAUAUUUUAAGUUAUUUUGGUUAAAUAACAGCUUUUUUUCCCCAUUGGUUCCUACGGAAGAUCUCACAAAUAUCACAUUUCAGCAUCUAGACAUCAUAAAGCACCGUUAAAGGUCUAAAUAUGGCCUUUAAUCAAUAAUAAAACUAAGAUAAUAUUAUUAAAUGAAGAGCGUCUCUGCUGACAGACGAUUGGUUGGAGUUUGAUGAUGUCAUCAGCAUCAUCACAACAUCAAAGCUCCGUCACUUUAAAAACCUUUCAGACUUUUAGUUUGAAAGUUUUUCAGCCAGUUAGAUACUAUUUUUACCUUCCUGUUGUUGUUAAAUGUUAAAACAACACAUGGUUUGAAUUUAUAGUUUCUAUAUUAAUAUUUUCACUUCACGAAUGAGCAGAACUCUGAUGACGCUGGAAUGGUUUUUAUUUUUGUUUUUCACUUUAAACCAAAAUUUGUCUUUUUGUUGCUCAACAGCAUGAAAUAUUCACAUCCGUCACCAUUUCUGUUCUAAAUCUGAGGUGAAAUGAAUCUGGAUCAGGAUCUGGAUUUGAAUCAGGACUAUGAUCAGGAUCUGGAUCAAAAUCUGAAUCAGGAUUCUGAUCAGAAUCUGAAUUUGUAUCUGAAUCAGGGUCUUAAUCAAGAUCUGAAUCAGGAUCUUAAUCAGGAUUUGGAUCUGAAUCACGAUUAUGGUUAUGAUCAGGAUCUGAAUUAUGAUCUGGAUCAGGAUUUUUAUCAGGAUCUGGAUCUGUAUCAGGAUUAUGAUAAUGAUCAGGAUCUGGAACAGAAUCAUAAUCAGGAUCUGAAUAAGAAUCAGGAUUAUGAUCAGGAUCUAAAUUAGGAUCAGGAUCUGAAUCAGAAUCUGAAUUGGGAUCUAAAUCAGGAUCAUGAUCUGGAUCAGAAUCUGGAUCCAAAUCAGAAUAUGAACAAGAAUCUGGAUCAGAAUCAGGAUCUGCAAAACUGGAAAUUUGAGGCGUCGUAGUUGUACAUUUAAGAAUCUUCUGUUGAUUUUUAUGAAUCAAAACUCGACAGUGAAACAAUAAAACGUGUUGAAUUAAAAACAUAAAUGAAGACGAGGUGAACUGAGUCAGUUGGAGGAUUUCUGGAGCGUCUUUAAGUCUUUUUCUGCUGUUUAUUGAAGCGGAUGGGACCAAUGAGAGCGCGGCGGCGUGGCGCCCUCUGCUGCUGGGAGAGAAACGCUGCCGUUUGAUUUGAUCUUCGUCUCCACCAUCCACCAAAUGUUUCAGAGAGUUUGGUUUUAUUUUGAAGGAUGGAACUUCAUGUAAACUGCGUUGUGCCUUUUCGAGCUCACUGUUGCCAAUAAGACCAAAUUUAAUUGCCAAUUAUCACAAAAUCGAUGUAAUUAUAAUUAUUGUUUAUCAUUUUUCCUGAUGAAAAUGAAUUAAAAGUCGUACAGAUGAAUUCACAAAACACGACUUCUGUCUUGUGAAUGUACAACUGAAACUAUUUCAUUCUAAAUUUCUAAAAUUAAAUUCUCAAUAUUUGGUCUUAAAACUAUUAGAAUAUAAUAUUAGUCUUUCUGUUGUAGAUGGAAGCUCAUCUCUGCUGACGGGAAAUAUUGUGUCAAUUAUUACGAGAAACUUUCUUCAUUUUCAGAAGAAUUUUUAUUAUUUCGAGAGACUUAAUAAUGUCAAAAUGACUUUUCUUCAAAUAAUGACUCGUCUUGGAUCAAAGGAAAUAUUGACGCCUUAAAAUAAUUUAAUAUCUCAAGAUAUCGAGAUGAAAAAGUAAUCUGGAAAUAAUUAAUAAUAAUGACUUGUUUAUCUCGAGAUAAUGACUCAACAUGUCCAGAUGCUAUCUUUAAAUUACUUAUUGAGUUACUUGUCUUGGAAUAAGUUUGUCGUCCAAAACAACUUUAUAUCGGAAAACAAAUAGAAACUGAAAAAUCUCAAAAAUAAUGACCUGCUUAUCCCAAAAUAUUGACUUUAUAUCCCGAAAUAAUAACUUAUCUCUAAACUAUCUCGUAUCUCAAUCUCUCAAAAUAUUGACUUCUCGAAAUAAGUUUAUGUAUCAAGAUAUUGAGAUAAUUAAGUAAUCUGGAAAUAAAUAAUAAUAAUGACUCGAUACUUGAAAUUACUUAUUGAGUUACUUAUCUCGAACAACCUGCUUAUCUCAAAAUAUUGACUUUGUAUCUCGAUAUAAUAACUUAUAUUUAAGAAUGAUGACUUUGAAACCUCAAAACAAUCAGGAUCUGAAUCUGGAUCAGAUUCGGAAUCAGGAUGGGAAUCGGGAUCAUGAUCUGGAUCUGGAAAAGGAUCUAGAUCAGAAUCUGAAUCAGGAUCUGAAUCAUGAUUCUAGUCUGGAUCUGAAUCAGGAUCUACAAAACUGGAAAUGUAUCAAAUAACGACUAAGAAACCUCAAAACAAUCUCUGAGCUUCAGACUGAAAGUUUUAUCUUUGUGAAAAUAAUCGAACAAAAUCUAAACUUUUGACCAGCUGUCCUAAAUGUCUUACAGGGUCUUUUUAUUUUCUUGAACCAUCAGAAAUGAGCUUCCAUACUUAUUAAUAUUCCAGAUUAUUAAACCUUCUGCCUUUUUUCCUUUACGGUCGAAGAAAUCGUAGAAACGUAAAGAAACGAUUUGGCCAAAUUGUCAAAGU
Molecule: messenger RNA, 5237 nt
Organism: Centropristis striata (black sea bass)
Lineage: Eukaryota; Metazoa; Chordata; Actinopteri; Perciformes; Serranidae
Gene: arrb2a
Product: arrestin, beta 2a
Exons: 17
Coding region: 150-1397 (415 amino acids)
Biological process (GO): signal transduction; positive regulation of ERK1 and ERK2 cascade; G protein-coupled receptor internalization
Cellular component (GO): cytoplasm
Molecular function (GO): angiotensin receptor binding
Source: RefSeq, a predicted model, not a curated record